Messenger RNA from Lottia gigantea (owl limpet), 1645 nucleotides. RefSeq lists its product as hypothetical. The transcript is spliced from 5 exons. The record is from RefSeq and is a predicted model, not a curated record. The coding region runs from base 81 to 578 and encodes 165 amino acids. Lineage: Eukaryota; Metazoa; Mollusca; Gastropoda; Lottiidae. Gene Ontology annotation, cellular component: endoplasmic reticulum; cytosol.
CUGAAAUUUGCAGGCAGUUUGGUUCAUGGAAGUCUUCUGAGAAAUGGAAUCAUAAACAGAAAUCUGGUACCAAGUGAAAAAUGGCAGGAUCGGCUUUGAAACGUUUGAUGGCGGAGUACAAACAAUUGACUUUGAAUCCACCAGAAGGAAUCAUAGCAGGACCUGUCAAUGAGGAAAAUUUUUUUGAAUGGGAGGCUUUAAUCAUGGGUCCAGAAGGGACGUGUUUUGAGGGGGGGAUAUUCCCAGCCAGACUUACUUUCCCCUCCGAUUACCCUCUCAGCCCCCCGAAGAUGAAAUUUACAUGCGAAAUCUUCCACCCUAACAUUUAUCCCGAUGGUAGAGUCUGUAUAUCGAUAUUACACGCUCCCGGAGAUGAUCCCAUGGGUUACGAAACUAGCGCAGAAAGAUGGAGUCCAGUUCAAAGUGUAGAAAAAAUAUUAUUAUCUGUUGUCAGCAUGUUGGCAGAACCUAAUGAUGAAAGUGCCGCCAAUGUGGAUGCUGCGAAAACUUGGAGAGAAGAUAAGACAAAAUUCCAGGAAGUUGCAGAAAGGACAGUUCGAAAAUCUCUAGGGUUAUAAACUUGCAAACUGACUUAUUUUUUUUUUUUCGGGGGUUAUUACACUAGUCAUCUUUAAUCUAACAAUAUUUUUUCUUGAAUCGUGUUCUGUGGAAUUUUGACACAAUAACAUUAAAAGUUGGCAAAAUUUAAUUUAACUAAUUAUGGUUUUUUUUUUUUUUUUUUUGGAGGGUUACUUCACUUGCCAUCCAUGAUCUUACAAGAUUCUUUCUUAAAUCAUGUUCUGUAGAAACUUUACCCAAUAGCAUCAAAAGUUGGCAAAAUUAGUUUUUUUUUUUUUUUUCGAAGGGGGUUAUUACACUUGCCAUCCAUGAUCUUACAAUAUUCUCCUACAAUUUGUGUUCUGUGGUAUCAAUAGCUAGGCUAACCAAUCAAAACACUGUUAAAAGAAGACAUAUAUAACUAUAAAUAUCCCAUAAUUAUUCACAUAUAGUAUUGACGAGUGAAUCUGAUUGGUUGAAUACUAAAUGACCUAGAACACAAGAUGCAUACAUUUUUGUCAGAUCGUGGAUGGAAAGUAGAGUACCCACAGAAAAAACAUGUAACAAAAUACAGAUUUACAGUUUAAUCAAAUUGCUAAUAUAUGUUUCCUUCACGAAUUGGAUCAAAAUUCUACAGAACACAAUCCAGCGAAGAAUGUUGUCGGAUCAGCGAUGGGAAGUGGAGUCACAUGCAGAGAAAGCAUGAAACAUAACAUCCACAUUUGCAUUUAAAUCAAGUACAGGGGCCUUAUUCUCAAACACUUAACUUAAGAUGAUUUUAGUAUUCCAGUCAUCUAAUUGGUCAAUCACUAACAUGGAUUUUAAAUUUAAUUUUAUUAUCCAAUCAGAUUACUGUAUUUAAUAACUUAAGAUGAUUUUAGUGUUCCAGUCAUCUGAUUGGUCAAUCACUAACAUCGAUUCUAAAUUUAGUUUUAUCAUCCAAUCAGAUUACUGUAUUUCUUAAAAUCUGGAUUCUAUCUAAAUUAAGUUUUUAAGAAAAGGCCUAGUUUGGUUUGUAACCGUGCAUUUUGUUGUAUAUUUUAUGUAUGUAUAUAUUUAACUAUAAUAUAUAAACUUAUUAACUGUU